GGUGAUUCCUAAUCGUCAUUUUCUACUACAGAUUGCUAGGGUACUAGAUUACACCAUCCAGGCAAGCUCUUGUACAUACAAUUUUGGUUGGCCCCAUUUUCCAUCUCCUAUUUGUAUCCACCAUCAUAUUUUGGAGAUCGCAUCUGCUUUGGUUGUUUCCAAAACAUCGAAAGUGUUUUUCCUUUUCUCUGGUGAGUUCUGUUUUCGGGCUUUCGUGGGAAUCAUGGGAGCAGAGGAAGCAAAGAAAGAUACAAGUGAGGUAGCUACAGAGGACCAAGCUCAAGAGAAGAGUGUGAUUCCACUGCCCGACCCUGUGGACAAGGUCUCUCGUUCAAAAACAUCUGCCAAUGUUGAAAAGGCAACAGACAACCCCAAUGAGAAAAACUCAGGAGCAACGGCUGAAAGAGAUGCUGUGCUUGCUGCAAUCGAAACCGAGAAGAGGUUGGCCUUGAUCAAAGCAUGGGAAGAAAGCGAAAAGUCCAAAGCAGAGAACAGGGCACAUAAAAUGCAGUCGGCGACUGGAACAUGGGAGAAUAGCAUGAAAGCAUCUGCAGAGGCUCAACUGAAGAAGAUGGAGGAAAAAUUGGAGAAGAAGAAGGCAGAAUAUGGAGAGAGAAUGAAGAACAAGAUCGCUGAAAUCCACAAGGCAACCGAAGAAAAGAGGGCAAUGAUUGAAGCCAAGCGCAGGGAAAAUCUUCUCAAGAUAGAGGAGGCAGCUGCCAAAUACCGUGCGUCAGGAACUGCACCAAAGAAGCUUCAUGGAUGUCUCGGCAGCUUUGAUUUUUAGGCUAAAAUUUGAAGGACCCAGAGAAUGAGAAUGGGGCAAUGAGUUUGCCUACUUUGUAUAUUUGGCUUGUUGAUUUCCUUAUAUGUAUGAAUUCGUUUCUAUGUUGUGCAUAUAACCGUGUUUGCAUUGCUGGAUUGUGAUAAGUUGAUAACUGAUAA
Vitis vinifera (wine grape) is the source of this 945-nucleotide messenger RNA. Its product is annotated as remorin. The coding region runs from base 224 to 787 and encodes 187 amino acids. NCBI's taxonomy places the organism in Eukaryota, Viridiplantae, Streptophyta, Magnoliopsida, Vitales, Vitaceae. The record is from RefSeq and is a predicted model, not a curated record. The transcript has 5 exons.